Molecule: messenger RNA, 1076 nt
Organism: Octodon degus (degu)
Lineage: Eukaryota; Metazoa; Chordata; Mammalia; Rodentia; Octodontidae
Product: T-cell surface glycoprotein CD1b2
Exons: 6
Coding region: 57-1058 (333 amino acids)
Biological process (GO): positive regulation of T cell mediated cytotoxicity; antigen processing and presentation, exogenous lipid antigen via MHC class Ib; immune response
Cellular component (GO): external side of plasma membrane
Molecular function (GO): lipopeptide binding; exogenous lipid antigen binding; endogenous lipid antigen binding
Source: RefSeq, a predicted model, not a curated record
CUGCUAAACUCAGAUUGCAAACAGAAGCUGAACAACACAACCUGUCUCUCAGUGAAAUGCUGCCCCUGGCACUGAUAUUGCUUUCAGUUCUCUUCGCACCUGAUGAUGCUCAGAAUGCCUUCCCAGAGCUGAUGUCUUACCAUGUUAUCCACAUCUCAUCUUUUUUCAACAGUACCUGGGUACAAAAUCGAGGUUCAGGCUGGUUGGGAGAUAUUCAGACUUAUCGCUGGAACAGUGUUUCAGGCACUUUCAUAUUCCUGAAGCCCUGGUCUAGGGGUAACUUCAGCAAUGAUGAACUUUUUGAUCUUCAGGAAGUAUUUCGACUCUACUUCUUGGAAUUGACUGGAGAACUCCAGGAACAUGCCAGUGAUUUCAAAAUGGAAUACCCCUUUGAGAUCCAGGGCAUUGCAGGCUGUGAUUUGUAUUCUGGAGGAGUCUUUGAAAACUUUCUGAGUCUAGCUUUUGGAGGCUUAGAUUUCAUAUACAUCAAGAAUUAUUCAUGUUUGACUGCCCCAGAAGGUGGUACCAAGGCACAGAAGUUCUGUGAUUUAUUGAAUCAAUACAAAGGAUUGUAUGAUAUUGUGGAAAAUCUAGUCACAGACACUUGCCCCCGGUAUCUGAUGGGUGUCCUAGAAACAGGGAAGGCCGAUCUGCAGAAGCAAGUGAAGCCUGAGGUCUGGCUGUCCCAGGGACCCAGCUCUGGGCCUGGCCAUCUGCAGCUGCUGUGCCAUGUCUCUGGUUUCUAUCCAAAGCCAGUGUGGGUGAUGUGGAUGCGGGGUGAAGAGGAGCAGCCUGAAGCUCAGAGAGGGGACCUCCUGCCCAAUGCUGAUGACACGUGGUAUCUCCGAGUGACCCUGGAUGUGGCAGCAGGGGAUGCCUCUGGACUGUCUUGCCGAGUGAAGCACAGCAGUCUAGGAGGGCAGGACAUCGUGCUCCACUGGGGACACUCCAUCUCCAUUGGCUGGAUCAUUGUGGCAGUGCUAGUGCCCUGUUUCGUCGUUUUGCUGUUUUUUGUAUUAUGGUUUUAUAGGCGCUGGUCAUAUGAGGAUAUCCUGUGAUACCUUGUGUUGUCUCAC